AUGUUGAAAAGGGUACCCAAGACAACAUUAAAGUCUCUAAUGAAGAAGAAAGCCCACAUUCGUGUAGGCAUAGCCGCAGAUGCAAUGGUCGAGCUGAACGUGCUGCUGUUUCUGCAUAGCCUCGCAGAAGAGGCGAGGACCAAAGCUUUUGAGGAGAAAUCUGCGACUAUCAAAGCACACCACGUCAAAGCAGUAUCCAAGAAACUGCUGAAACAAGCCAGAGGGUGA
Messenger RNA from Salvelinus namaycush (lake trout), 228 nucleotides. RefSeq names its product centromere protein W-like. The record is from RefSeq and is a predicted model, not a curated record. Lineage: Eukaryota; Metazoa; Chordata; Actinopteri; Salmoniformes; Salmonidae. Gene Ontology annotation, biological process: kinetochore assembly; mitotic cell cycle; chromosome segregation. The coding region runs from base 1 to 228 and encodes 75 amino acids. The transcript has 3 exons. Gene Ontology annotation, cellular component: kinetochore; nucleoplasm. Gene Ontology annotation, molecular function: protein heterodimerization activity; DNA binding.